This is a messenger RNA of Iphiclides podalirius (scarce swallowtail), 399 nucleotides long. NCBI's taxonomy places the organism in Eukaryota, Metazoa, Arthropoda, Insecta, Lepidoptera, Papilionidae. The record is from the annotation of a GenBank genome assembly.
AUGUAUGUAGUUAAAAGAAAAACCGUCCAAAUCCACGAGAAUCCACCGUCGGAUGAGGUGGGUGGUAUGUUCGCACGUCGACCACCGGUAGCAACCGCGUUCGUGACCACAUUGUUAACAGCGUGUGUUGACGACGACGCCGGUGCAUAUAGCCGCGGCAAACGAUCAACUGAUCGCCUCAGUUCGUACAGAGUCGAGUUGCACGAGCACGGGACGCGAUCUCGGUUUACGGAAGCGCUAAUGCGAGCCUCACGCGCGCCAAUGGCGGCGGAGCACCUAGCGACCUUGGCGCCGACCGUUGCUUCAGGUCUCAGCGCCGGCAGAGGCGCUCCAAGGUCGACUGUGGGCCAGGGCGCCGUCGGACCCUACGCGAUCCUCAUAGCAAUCGACUCUGUUACG